GGCUCAGGUGUAAGAGGAGUGCAUCCCGUCGGCGCGCCGGGCUAGAGCGCUUGCAGGAGCCGGACCGCGAGACCCGCGCGCCGGCGCUCUGCGCGGUCCGAGGCGGCGGCCCCGCGGCGGCAGCGGCGGCAGCGGCCCCGCGGCGAGGCCAGGGCGAGCCGCCGCCGCAGCCCCGGCAGGGAGGCCGGGCGAGCCGGCGUGCGCACUUUGCCGCGGACUUUGCGAGUGUUUGUGGAUUUACAUGCCAAGCCGCCAAGAUGAUGUCCAUGAACAGCAAGCAGCCUCACUUUGCCAUGCAUCCCACCCUCCCUGAGCACAAGUACCCGUCGCUGCACUCCAGCUCCGAGGCCAUCCGGCGGGCCUGCCUGCCCACGCCGCCGCUGCAGAGCAACCUCUUCGCCAGCCUGGACGAGACGCUGCUGGCGCGGGCCGAGGCGCUGGCGGCCGUGGACAUCGCGGUGUCCCAGGGCAAGAGCCACCCUUUCAAGCCGGACGCCACGUACCACACGAUGAACAGCGUGCCCUGCACGUCCACGUCCACCGUGCCGCUGGCGCACCACCACCACCACCACCACCACCACCAGGCGCUCGAGCCCGGCGACCUGCUGGACCACAUCUCGUCGCCGUCGCUCGCGCUCAUGGCCGGCGCGGGGGGCGCGGGCGCGGCGGGCGGCGGCGGCGGCGCCCACGACGGCCCCGGGGGCGGCGGCGGCCCGGGGGGCGGCGGCGGCGGCCCGGGCGGCGGCGGCCCCGGGGGCGGCGGCGGCGGCGGCCCGGGCGGCGGCGGCGGCGCAGGCCCGGGCGGCGGGUUGCUGGGCGGCUCGGCGCACCCGCACCCGCACAUGCACGGCCUGGGCCACCUGUCGCACCCCGCGGCCGCGGCCGCCAUGAACAUGCCGUCCGGGCUGCCGCACCCCGGGCUGGUGGCGGCGGCCGCGCACCACGGCGCGGCGGCGGCGGCGGCGGCGGCGGCAGCCGGGCAGGUGGCGGCGGCGUCGGCGGCGGCGGCGGUGGUGGGCGCGGCGGGCCUGGCGUCCAUCUGCGACUCGGACACGGACCCGCGCGAGCUCGAGGCGUUCGCCGAGCGCUUCAAGCAGCGGCGUAUCAAGCUGGGCGUGACGCAGGCCGACGUGGGCUCGGCGCUGGCCAACCUCAAGAUCCCGGGCGUGGGCUCGCUCAGCCAGAGCACCAUCUGCAGGUUCGAGUCGCUCACGCUCUCGCACAACAACAUGAUCGCGCUCAAGCCCAUCCUGCAGGCGUGGCUGGAGGAGGCCGAGGGCGCGCAGCGUGAGAAAAUGAACAAGCCCGAGCUCUUCAACGGCGGCGAGAAGAAGCGCAAGCGGACUUCCAUCGCCGCGCCCGAGAAGCGCUCCCUCGAGGCCUAUUUUGCCGUACAGCCCCGGCCCUCGUCGGAGAAGAUCGCAGCCAUCGCUGAGAAACUGGACCUCAAAAAGAACGUGGUGCGGGUGUGGUUUUGCAACCAGAGACAGAAGCAGAAGCGGAUGAAAUUCUCGGCCACUUACUGAGAAGGGUGUGAGGUGCCGGGUGGGGCAGACUGGGGAACUGAGGGGUGCGUUUCUGGGGCUCACCCCUGGCCCUUUCCCCCUCGUUUAGAGCAUCCUUUAUCCUGCCUGCAUUUGGGGAGUCCCUUUACAUGCCCUUUCCUCAGCCCCAUUCUGCACCCUGCCCCGACAGUCCCCCAGCCUAGAAAACAGGGGUGCUGGGUGUGGAGAAAGGUUGGGUAGGCAGGAGAGAAUGGGGGGCAUUUGGGAGAGCAGGGCGUGGGGGGAAGAAAGCAAAGAGUGGAGCCAGGGGUUUUGAGGAGCAGGAUGGUUCUGGGGACUAGGGUGGGGGGGAGAGGUCGGGGGAGAACUGGGGGUGGACCAUUUUCUUGACCAGAGACACCAAGAUCAUGUGGGGACCAAGGAACUAUGUAAAAAGAUGAAACUACCAACCACCACCAAAAAGAAAAGAAAAAGAAAAAAAAAAAAAAAAAAAAACAAGACAUAAAACCCUACACAAAUAAAGAGGUGGGGGAGACAAAGAUGCUUUAGGAAUUUAACUGCAGGGAACGGUAUUCCCCUAGGAGGAGAAAACAGCAAUACCACUGCUUCCACCGCCCAACCUCGCACACACAAGUGAGUCCUAAAUGAAAACCAAACUGGAGCAUGAACUUCUGGGUAGGAAGCUAGCUGUUCUGUGUUUAAUUUUCCCUUCUGAAAUCCCACAUCCUCCCAUCCAUACCCUCUUUGGUUUACUCCCUCUUCCAAAGAGACUCCAAGGCUCUGCUUCAGCCCAGGUGCUGGAGCCUAGGCUUCCUGGCCCUUCGCAAGGAAUCUUUACAUUCCAGAAGCCCAAGGGCCACACUCCUGUGGCCUAGUCUUGGUCAGGUGAGGGUCUUUAGGCACAAGAGUCCAAAACACAGAAAUAAGGUUCUCUGAAGUAAAUACUUUAUUCUGGGAUAAUUAAAUGAUUAUAACAACUACAGUAAGAGUUUCACAUCUCCGUAAACAGAGUUCACGUCUACGUAAACAGAUUUUCUGGAAAUAAUAUUUUCCCUCCCAACCCUACUUACAUAGCUUUCCCUUAGCUUGCCCUUUGUUUUUCAGUCCGGAUUCAUUCUAUCUUUCUGCCACUUCUUGUUACUAAUUCAAAUUGAAUGCUAGGGUGAAAGAUCUUGGGGGGGGGGGAGAAACUUCCUUCCAUUUUGGGCUUUCCCCACUGAAGAAGACUCACCUUAUUCUUCUAGGUCCCCCUUUCUCUCUCUCUUGGAGAACAUGAAGUUGCUGAAAAGCUGGGAAGUUUCUGCUUUCUUUUGAGGGCAGAGUGGGCUCUAAGAAAAAAACCACCUAAAAUCCCAGAAGAGAGGAAGACAUUUAAAGAUUUAAAGGCCCUCCCUCACCUUGUUUGUUUCAAAUAGGUCUGCACUUACCUGGGGAAAGCAGGACAGUUGUUUCCUUAUUGUUGUUAUUGUUGUUGUUGUUCAAGGAUCAUUUAUUACUGGGGAUAAAUGUUGAGUCUCAAAAACUUUGAUUUGCACUAUGAGUUUCCAAAAUAGAAAAUCGUGUAUGGUAUUUCAUACUAAUAAUCCAAGCUGCUGAUGGAUUUAAAAAAAAAAAAAACAAAAACAAAAAAACGAGAAAGACAGUUGAAGGUAGUUGGGUGAAAUGCCUGCAUUGUGUACAAGAUGCUAUUUGGAUCUCACAUGGAGAUGAUUUGUUAUUAUCAUUUAACCAUAACUAAAGAUGGAAACAGAACAGACGAGGGGGGGGGAACACUACUGUUAACAGGACUGAAAUCAUGCAUGAUUUGAAAGGUGCAGAAAGAAAUACAAUUAGGUCUCACUCUGGUUAGGUGUUGUUUAUUUAAUUAUGUUGUAUAUCAUUGUUUGCAGCACAAAACAUUCUAUGCAUUUGAAACUGAGCACUAAACCGGGCUGGCUUUCUGGUAGACCGUUUUGUGGAUAGUGUGAUUUCACAGUUUCCUGCCUGUUUCCACUGAAAACACAGCAUUAUUGUAAAUAUUUUCUUUCAUGCACAGGCUCACACAAACUGCCAGUGUUAAUCCUGAACGUCUCACGGACUGGUCCUCCUGUCCAUGUUGUGUCUGCGGAGCUUUAUCCUUGGUUAUGUCUUUGCUCUAUUGCCCUAUCCCCCCCCCCAUCAGAACCAUUUCUGUGCGCCA
Molecule: messenger RNA, 3684 nt
Organism: Meriones unguiculatus (Mongolian gerbil)
Lineage: Eukaryota; Metazoa; Chordata; Mammalia; Rodentia; Muridae
Gene: Pou4f1
Product: POU class 4 homeobox 1
Exons: 2
Coding region: 258-1526 (422 amino acids)
Biological process (GO): regulation of transcription by RNA polymerase II
Molecular function (GO): DNA-binding transcription factor activity, RNA polymerase II-specific; RNA polymerase II cis-regulatory region sequence-specific DNA binding
Source: RefSeq, a predicted model, not a curated record